Messenger RNA from Gymnodraco acuticeps, 1891 nucleotides. RefSeq lists its product as uncharacterized. The transcript is spliced from 4 exons. Bases 261 to 1583 code for a protein of 440 amino acids. NCBI's taxonomy places the organism in Eukaryota, Metazoa, Chordata, Actinopteri, Perciformes, Bathydraconidae. The record is from RefSeq and is a predicted model, not a curated record.
UUUGUUUUUCAAAAACCCGUGCAGAAAGAAGAAGAGAAGGAGUAAAAGGAACAUUUGGAAUUGAGAUAAAGCAGGGGCUGGCAAAUCGUGUUACUUUCAUUAAAAUAAACACUGACUUAAAUCUAAUCGACCAGUUUGAUUUAACUAAAUUACAUUACAACAACUUGUAUCUGUGGAAUCUUUGUGUUGGUCACGACAACUGUCAGCCCCUGCUUUUGCGGGUCUUGGACCCAACUCUGAGGAGUUUAGACCUUCUCCCCAUGCAGACGGACAGAAGCAGACAACAAGUUCCACAAGUGCCUGAGAGUGAAGAGAUGUCUUCAUCCCCUCCCACCGAGCCAGAACCCUCCUCACCCCAAAGGGAAGAAGACCAGCAUCUGGAAGAUCAUCACGGUGCCAUUGAUUCUAAUUCAAUGACAUCAACAACAGCAAAUAUCAGUCAAAGUCCAAUUCAACUAUAUAGUAUAUAUUUACUAAAUGUGUUGGCUGCUAAUCUUAUACCAAAUGACAGCCUCUUUAACUUCAGCAAUUUAAAUAGGAGACAGAUUUCCUUUACACUAGCAUAUAUUAAGCAUUACAUGGAUAAUAUAGAGCAACAAACAAAUGUUCCUGACAAAAAGCUUUAUACAAAAUUCAUGAAGUUUUUUUCAAAGAUACAACCUGGAUUCAGUAUUGAUGCAGCAUUGGACGGUAGGCCUUGGCCAUCUUUCCUAAAACACCGUCUUAAGGACCACCAUAAUCAAUAUGCAUAUGCUGAAGUUUUAAUGAAAAAUGGUGAAAGAAUUCAAACUAAACUUGUUUAUCCAGUUCAUCGUAACAAUUCAGCCUCCUCCACCAAAUUGACCAAACACAGUGAGGAAAUGUUAUUGGAAGUAAUCAAUAGAUUAUUGAAGAAAUAUGGAAUCAAAGUUCGAAACAUUUUUAUAUAUACCUAUUAUAGUCCAUGUUUAAAGAGAGGAAAUACAUAUUGUAACUGUAUGACUCAACUUUAUCAGAAUGCCUAUCAAUGGUACAGGAAAUUUGGCAUUGUGACUGUAGUGUACUUCUCAGAGCCUUGGGGACUAAGGGGACCAGAUAUCUUUAAAGAGUUCUCGUAUUCUGACAUCUCAAGUACAAGCAGUGCUCUUUAUCCAUAUGUUGACCAGAAAAUCCACUUUACACUGGACAUAAAAAAAUUAAAACAAAAAAAUAGGGCUAUAAUCCCUCAAAUCAAAAUGUUUAAAGAUGACAGAGACGUACAAAUAGCCUUUAAGUCUGCUCACAGUGCUCUUUGCGGGUUGGCAAACAGUUCUGAAGGAUUUCUGAAAAGUCAGCAUUUGGAUCGUGGGUCAGAAUGCAUUGACUCACUCAAAUUUCCCCCAGAGUUCCCUGAUACAAUCAUUGCAACUUUGAGAGAAAAUUGGAUUGAAUUGGUUAACUAUUGUUCAAUGUCUCCCAUUAUAAAACAAUUGGCAUCAGACUUCAACAAUGCAGUAGUCAAACUAUUUAUCAGUGAUCUUAGGUCAUUUUUGGGUAACAGCGGCUUCUUCCAGAUAUACCAGGUCCCGCCGGGCGCUGAGGUGGAGGAGGGAGAUUAUGUUUAAUUGAUUAAUACUUCAUUUUGGUCAGAAUUUAUGUGACACAACAUCAAUCAAUCAAUCAAUGUUUAUUUAUAUAGCCCAAUAUCACAAAUGUUACAUUUGUCUCAGUGGACUUCACAGUUUGUACAGAAUAUCAGUAUGACAAUACGACACCCUCUGUCCUUAGACCCUCACAUCGUACAAGGAAAAACUUCCGGAGAAAACCCACAGUUUAAAGGGAAAAAUGGGAGAAACCUCAGGGAGAGCAACAGAGGAGGGAUCCCUCUCCCAGGACGGACAGACGUGCAAUAGAUGCCGUGUGUAAAUUGAAA